AUGGUUCAGUUCAGUUGUAUCUUUCGGGAAGGUCAAGGAGCGAAGCACAGCAAUGGCGAACCCAGAGGAAGAAGAUAACGACUUGCUGCGGCGGCAGCAGAAGCAACAGACGGAGAAGACGGUCAUCAAGAUCCCGUCUUACCAUGAAGUAGUCGAGAGCUCUCAAUCGAAAUCCACCCCGCCGUCUCUCUUCUCCCCAUCCCCGACCUUCUCCCAGGCCUUCUCUUUCAUCAAAUCCUCCGAGUUCUACUCUCCCCCGCCGCCAGCUGCCACACCUCCUCCUGCCGCCACCGGAUCCCAGUCCUCCUCUGCCGGUGCAUCAACCUCCGGCCUGUCUGGUCAGCCCAAUGUGGUGACAUCGCCGUCUCCGUCAUCAUCUUCCUCAUCCUAUGGUGGGCAGAGUCGGAAUGCGAUUCUCGUCAGCCAUAGACAGAAGGGAAAUCCAUUGCUCAAACACAUCAGGAAUGUGAGAUGGGCAUAUGCGGACAUUGUCUGCGACUAUUUGCUCGGGCAGAGCUCGUGUGCUCUCUACUUGAGCCUUCGGUACCAUCUUCUGCAUACAGAUUACCUCUAUUAUCGCAUAAGGGAGCUGCAGAAGAACUUCAAACUUCGGGUUGUAUUAUGCCAUGUUGAUGUGGAGGAUGUUGUUAAGCCGCUACUCGAGGUUACAAAGACGGCCCUGCUCCAUGAUUGCACGCUCUUAUGUGCUUGGAGUUUAGAAGAAUGUGGCCGCUACUUGGAGACGAUAAAAGUAUACGAGAACAAGCCCGCUGAUAUUAUCCAAGGACAGAUGGACACUGAUUAUCUAUCACGGCUCUCUCAUGCUCUAACAACUGUUCGGCACGUUAACAAAACCGAUGUAGUGACCCUUGGUUCAACAUUUGGGUCUCUUUCUCAUAUAAUGGAUGCUUCCAUGGAAGAUUUGGCUCGUUGCCCUGGCAUAGGAGAACGGAAGGUGAAGCGAUUAUAUGAUACUUUCCACGAACCAUUCAAGCGAGUAAUUCCAAGCGGCCCCAUCACUCCAGAAGCUCCGGUUGCAAGAGUCGCUGAAGCUGCUGACCCAGCUGCAGAAGCCCAGGAACCAAGAAUAGAUAGCGAAGGCACAGAAAAAAGGAGGAAGAAAGAGCCUGAGGCUACUGUAAAGUCAGCCCUAUAUGCUGCUUUUGCAAAGUAUGCCGAUAAAGUUGGUAAAAGAAACAUCAAAGCUCGAGGAGAGAAAGGAGAAUCAAGUAGCAGAGACGCAGAAGCUGAAACUUGAAGAGGUCAAUUUUUUCUUUACUAAAUAUGCUCUUGGCUCGAUAGGCACAGCUGAUUUGCUGUGAUUUAACGUUUUCUUUUUUCUUUUGGUUUAUUGUUAGGAUAUAGGAAUACCAGAUGUUGACAUGUAACUUCUUGUAUUUAUAUAUUUAGUAUGUAAUGAUCUCAAGAAUACAAUUGUACCUUUCAAAGAUGAACUGCGGUAACUUUGUUUCCAGUCCUUAUUUUAGUAGAAUCUACGUUUAUUCA
This is a messenger RNA of Punica granatum (pomegranate), 1506 nucleotides long. Lineage: Eukaryota; Viridiplantae; Streptophyta; Magnoliopsida; Myrtales; Lythraceae. The record is from RefSeq and is a predicted model, not a curated record.